CUUUGCUUGUCUAUACACAACCCAAGUGCGAUUCCACUGUGUACACAUCGUCACUAUUGACAACAAUUCACGCGGAGGAGAUGGCUAAUAGCUCUUUUAAUAAACCGGACAUUGAGCGCGUAUUCAGAGGUACAUUUGUGCACUCGACCCGGACCUGCGCGCUCCAGAUCUUGGAAGACGCGCUUUUAGGAGUAGACACGGAAGGGAAGAUUGCUUUCAUAGAAAAGGGUGAGGACCUGGGUAGACUGGCUGCAGACUUCAAAACCUCAGACAUCAUCCAACUCUCCCAACAUGAGUUCUUUAUGCCAGGACUGGUGGACACACACAUCCAUGCUUCGCAAUAUAGCUAUGCGGGCACAGCUCUGGACCUACCUCUACUGCAGUGGCUGAACACAUACACGUUUCCAGUGGAAUCACAGUUCAAAGACUUAGACUUUGCUCGCAAGGUCUAUAAACAAGUAGUGAAAAGAACCCUGAGAAAUGGAACAACUACUGCAUGUUACUUUGCAACAAUUCAUACCAACAGCUCUCUCCUGCUGGGAGAGAUUGCUAAUGCAUUUGGUCAAAGAGCGUUGGUAGGUAAAGUGUGUAUGGACAGAAACAAUGCUGUCAAAUACUACAAAGAAACACUGCAGGAGUCUCAGGACGAAACCUGUCGGUUUAUUGCUGAGCUCUUGAACAAAAAGUACCCUCUAGUAAAGCCAGUUGUUACCCCACGGUUUGCUCCAUCCUGUUCAGGAGCCUUACUUGGACAGCUGGGAGCAAUUGCCAAGAAUAACAACCUGCACAUCCAGAGUCACAUUAGUGAAAACCCGGAAGAAGUGAUGCUGGUAAAGGAAUUGUUCCCUGAGUCUGAAUCCUACAGCGACGUUUAUUGCAAAUAUAACUUGCUUACUGACAAGACAAUAAUGGCCCAUGGCUGUUACCUGAGUGACAAGGAGCUGACCUUAUUUAGAGAAACAGGAGCAUCUCUGUCUCACUGUCCAAACUCCAACAUUUCGUUGUGUAGCGGUAUUUUGAAUGUACGGAAUGUUCUGAAACACAAUGUCAAGCUGGGGCUCGGAACAGAUGUGGCAGGUGGAUAUUCUGCCUCUAUACUGGAUGCUAUGAGGAGAGCACAGGACUCAUCCAAAGUCUUGGCCAUGCAAGAUUCAGACUUGGACCCCCUAACAUUUGAAGAGGCCUUCAGAUUGGCAACUCUUGGUGGCAGCCAAGCAUUAUCACUAGAUGGUCAAACAGGAAACUUUGAAGUUGGCAAAGACUUUGACGCUCUCAGGGUGAAUUUGAUUGUGCCAGGUGGACCUAUUGAUCUGAUACAGCACGAAGAGCCAAAGAUACUUGUAGAAAAGUUCCUGAAUUUAGGGGAUGAUCGCAACAUUGUGGAGGUGUUUGUGGCUGGCAGAAGAGUCGUCCCAUUCACAGAUUCAAAACCGGAAUGAACCAGAAUGAUUCUAGUGAAAUGUGGUAAAUGUUUUCUAAAUGACCAUUUGCCAAACACAUAUAUAUGGCUAUGUCGCUUUUUCUGGUACAUGCUGCCUUAAUUUCGAUUGUAGCCUGUAACUAACUUACUUACAACAUUCUCUAUUUUUCCUAAAGUAAAUGCAUAACGGGAGGCCAUUAGUACAGUGCCAAUUAAAACAGAAGUAUCUGUAGUUGUUGACAGGGCACAAUACACUGUUUAUUACUACAGCUAUAGCAGUUUGCUUUGCUCUGUUUACUCCACUCAGGAAUCAAAUUUCAUGAGGCAUUGUCUUUUCAUUUAUAAUUACGCAUGCUUAUACAUUUCUUUUUGUACAGGCAUUGAUAAGUUAGUGUUAAAAAUGCUACUUAUGGAAACAAAGGGAGCGCAUUUAGUAACCCUAUUUGUUUUAUUUUGUAACUCUUAUUAAAAUGUGAGAUUUUGUCAUUCAUUUUAAAUGUGUGUAUGUAGCAAAUAGAGAGCAGAGCAGAUCUAAAUAGAAAGACAUUUGUGUUUGUCACAUGAAAGAGGAAUGACACAGCCCACUGACACUCAUCUUUAAAUAGAACUGAAAUAGACAAAAAGUCACUGACACAGGAGGAUGUCAGCGAAGACAGGCUUCUGUAGAUUUUUUUGGGUAAAUUGUUUUUUGUUACAUCAUUGUCACUAGCAUUUGAAAUACAUUUGAUAAAACUA
Molecule: messenger RNA, 2155 nt
Organism: Boleophthalmus pectinirostris (great blue-spotted mudskipper)
Lineage: Eukaryota; Metazoa; Chordata; Actinopteri; Gobiiformes; Gobiidae
Gene: gda
Product: guanine deaminase
Exons: 14
Coding region: 81-1439 (452 amino acids)
Biological process (GO): guanine catabolic process
Cellular component (GO): cytosol
Molecular function (GO): guanine deaminase activity; zinc ion binding
Source: RefSeq, a predicted model, not a curated record